AGAUCUUUUGCGAGCGAGGCGAGCUACGCUCCGCCCACCGCAGCCGAACAUCCUUGUCGCGAGCGGAGCGAGCAGGAUAUCACUUGAAGAUGGUCGAUGGUCGUUGACGGUUGAUGGCUGUGGAUGACACUCACCCCAUCUUCCUCUCUCAUACAGGCCUGGUGCGACGCGAUCGACUUGGAUCGAAAGGAGCUGACGUGCAUGCCAGCCUUACCCGACAUGCAACCCUUCAAACUGCGCUACGACAAACUCGUUAUCGCGGUUGGAGCCUACAGCAACACGUUCGGGAUCCCCGGCGUAGAGCAGCACGGAUUCUUUCUGAAAGAGAUCUCGCACGCGCAAAAGAUCCGGGCAAAGAUCAUUGAGUGUUUCGAGAUGGCGAGCGAGCCGAACACGCCGGACGAUGUGAAGUGGAGGUUGUUGAGUUUUGCGGUGGUGGGGGGUGGGCCGACGGGGGUGGAGUUUAGUGCUGAGUUGCAUGAUUUUAUCAAAGACGACUUGAGCCGCCUCUACCCAACCCUAAUGGACAAAGUAACCCUCACAGUCUACGACGUCGGCUCCAAGAUCCUCUCGACCUUCGACGCGUCCCUCGCCGACUACGCAGCCCGCAAGUUUGCGCGCGAAGGGAUCAAGAUCCGGACGAAAACCUACAUCAAGCGCGUCGAAAAGAACAAACUCAUUCUCGCAGAUGGGUCCGAGGAACCGUUUGGCGUGCUGGUGUGGUCCACGGGACUGACGGCGACGCCGCUGAUUAGGGAGUUGGGGGCUGCGAGGAGUAGGGAUAAUCGGCUGGUGGUGGAUGAGUAUUUGAGGGUUUUGAGGAGGGUGCAUGACAGCGGUGCAGCAGCAGAAGCGCCGCAUGCCGACACACCUGCGGCCGCUACGACAACAAAGGACAAGCCCGCCCCUAUCUCCGACUCACCGGCCGCUAGCACAUCAAAGGACAAGCCCGCCACCAUCGCAGCGAAGGACGCACCGUCACCGCCCACUGCCUCACGAGACGUAUACACCCCAAUCCCCUCCGUCUACGCCCUUGGCGACUGCGCCUCCCUCCUCCACCUCUCCCUCCCCGCCACCGCCCAAGUCGCCUCCCAACAAGGCACCUACCUCCGCAAACACCUCAACAAGCUCCCCACCCUUCCCGCCCCCACGUCCCCAACCUACACCUCCUCCUUCUCCGCGCUGCCCAAAUUCGAGUACAGCCAUAUGGGAAGCAUGGUGUAUGUCGGCGGGUGGAAGGCGAUUAUGGACGCGACGAGUUCGCCGACGGAUACGCAUCCGGCGACGACGGGCGAGAAGGGGACGCAGGCGCCGAGUAGGUUGCCCAGGGCGUUACGAGGGAGGUUGGCGUGGUUUGUGUGGCGGUCGGCGUAUCUUGUCAAGAGCGUGAGUUUGAGGAAUAUGGUGCUUAUUCCGGCGUCGUGGCUCUUCAGUUUCUUGUUCGGUCGUGAUACGAGUAGGUUCUAGGUCUAGCUGGGGUUUGGCUUACUUCUUUGUCGUUGUGUGCUGUACAUACGCUAUAUAAUAAGAGAGUUGUCUUUUGACAUGGCAAAUUUUGAAAACAAGG
Fimicolochytrium jonesii is the source of this 1567-nucleotide messenger RNA. Its product is annotated as FAD/NAD(P)-binding domain-containing protein. Gene Ontology annotation, molecular function: NADH dehydrogenase activity. NCBI's taxonomy places the organism in Eukaryota, Fungi, Chytridiomycota, Chytridiomycetes, Spizellomycetales, Powellomycetaceae. The record is from RefSeq and is a predicted model, not a curated record. The coding region runs from base 124 to 1467 and encodes 447 amino acids. The transcript is spliced from 2 exons.